AACUAGUUCUGCCUGCGCGGUGCGUUGGCAACCCUGCGAACAGAUGAUUAUUUGCUAUUUUAGUUGUUGCGAAACUAGUUAGAAUUUAUUUUUCGGGACAAAAGUAAUUAAAUUGAUUGAACACGAGAGCGGUUAGCUACUCCGCCCACUCUCGAAAUUCUUAACGUACGGACGCCACGUAAAGUCGGAGUUGCGUCGUUAUAAGUAGUUCUCAAACUCAAUGUAUCUUACGUGCAGAAAAUCGAUUUUUGGCUUAACAGCGGUUUUUGGUCGACGGUCAAGUGCGUUGAGGGCCAGCAUUUCAGUAACACAUCGAUCGAUUGGAACACUUGGCAAACCCAAGAUGACAAUAGCUGAGAGCUCACAAAAGUCCGCAACCAGGAAGCCAGACAGCAUGGAGCCCAUUUUGAGGCUGAACAACAUUGAAAAGUCGCUGCAGGACACACGCGACUAUCGGGGAUUGCAGCUGGAAAAUGGACUGAAGGUCCUGCUUAUCAGCGAUCCCAACACAGAAUUCUCAGCGGCAGCUCUGUCCGUGCAAGUGGGCCACAUGUCGGAUCCCACGAAUCUGCCUGGAUUGGCCCACUUUUGCGAGCACAUGCUGUUCCUGGGCACUGAGAAGUAUCCCCAUGAGAAUGGCUACACCACUUACCUUUCGCAGAGCGGAGGAAGCAGCAACGCCGCCACCUUUCCCCUGAUGACUAAGUACCACUUUCAUGUGGCGCCGGACAAGUUGGAUGGAGCUUUAGAUCGUUUCGCGCAGUUCUUCAUAGCCCCCUUGUUCACGCCCAGCGCCACAGAGCGGGAAAUCAAUGCGGUUAACUCUGAGCACGAGAAGAACCUGCCCAGCGAUCUGUGGCGUAUCAAGCAGGUGAACCGGCACCUGGCCAAGCCGGAUCAUGCCUACAGCAAGUUCGGCAGCGGCAACAAGACCACCCUUUCCGAAAUACCCAAAUCCAUGAACAUAGAUGUGCGGGAUGAGCUGCUUAAGUUCCACAAGCAGUGGUACUCCGCCAACAUAAUGUGUCUGGCUGUCAUAGGAAAAGAAUCAUUGGACCAACUGGAGGUUAUGGUAUUGGAUAAAUUCUCCGAAAUCGAGAACAAAAACGUCGAGGUUCCAGAUUGGCCACGCCACCCCUACGCCGAGGAGCGCUAUGGACAAAAGGUGAAAAUAGUGCCUAUCAAAGACAUCCGAUCGCUGACGAUAAGCUUUACCACAGACGAUUUGACACAGUUCUACAAGUCGGGCCCUGAUAACUAUCUGACGCACCUCAUCGGUCACGAGGGCAAGGGCAGCAUUUUAUCCGAGCUGAGGCGUCUGGGCUGGUGCAAUGACCUUAUGGCCGGGCAUCAGAACACGCAAAACGGCUUUGGAUUCUUCGACAUUGUCGUCGACUUGACGCAGGAGGGGUUGGAGCACGUGGAUGACAUUGUCAGGAUCGUGUUUCAGUACUUGGAAAUGCUGCGAAAAGAGGGUCCCAAGAAGUGGAUAUUUGACGAGUGCGUGAAACUCAAUGAAAUGAGAUUCCGCUUCAAGGAGAAGGAGCAGCCGGAGACUUUAGUCACACAUGCCGUCUCGUCCAUGCAAAUUUUUCCCCUGGAGGAGGUACUUAUUGCUCCAUAUCUGAGCAACGAAUGGCGUCCAGACCUCAUUCAAGGCUUAUUGGAUGAGCUGGUUCCCUCCAAAAGCCGAAUUGUAAUGGUAAGCCAGAGUUUUGAGAAGGAUUGCGACCUAGCGGAGCCCUACUAUAAAACCAAGUACGGCGUUAUGCGCGUGGCCAAGGAAACAGUGCAAUGUUGGGAGAAUUGUGAACUUAACGAGAACCUGAAAUUGGCGCUGCCGAACAGCUUCAUACCAACAAACUUUGAUAUUUCCGAGGUUCCAGCCGAUGCACCCAAACAUCCCACGAUUAUUAUGGAUACCCCCAUUUUAAGGGUUUGGCAUAAGCAGGACAAUCAGUUCAAUAAACCCAAGGCAUGCAUGACGUUCGACAUGUCCAAUCCGAUUGCAUAUCUGGAUCCCCUGAACUGUAAUCUGAACCAUAUGAUGGUGAUGCUACUGAAGGAUCAGCUCAACGAGUACUUGUACGAUGCAGAGCUAGCCAGUUUGAAAGUUAGCGUGAUGGGAAAAUCGUGCGGCAUCGAUUUCACCAUUCGAGGUUUUAGUGACAAACAGGUGGUGCUGUUGGAGAAGCUGUUAGAUCACCUUUUUGACUUCUCCAUCGAUGAGAAACGUUUUGACAUCCUUAAGGAGGAAUAUGUACGUUCACUGAAAAACUUUAAGGCUGAGCAACCAUAUCAGCAUUCCAUAUACUAUUUAGCUCUGUUGUUAACUGAAAAUGCGUGGGCCAAUGUGGAGCUUGUAGACGCUAUGGAACUUGUCACGUACGAUCGAGUGUUGAACUUCGCUAAGGAGUUCUUUCAGCGCCUGCACACAGAGUGCUUUAUUUUUGGCAAUGUGACCAAGCAGCAGGCGACGGACAUCGCGGGGCGAGUUAACACCCGACUGGAGGCUACCAAUGCCUCAAAGCUUCCCAUUCUAGCGCGGCAAAUGCUAAAGAAGCGAGAGUAUAAGCUGCUUGCGGGCGACAGCUACCUAUUUGAGAAGGAGAAUGAGUUCCAUAAGAGCUCCUGCACACAGCUCUACUUGCAGUGCGGCGCACAAACUGAUCACACAAACAUAAUGGUGAACCUGGUAUCCCAGGUGCUCUCGGAACCUUGCUACGAUUGCCUUCGCACAAAGGAGCAGCUGGGCUACAUCGUGUUCAGUGGAGUGCGUAAGGUGAAUGGAGCCAAUGGCAUACGUAUCAUUGUGCAGUCAGCAAAGCAUCCGUCCUUUGUGGAAGAUCGUAUUGAAAACUUUCUGCAAACUUAUUUGCAAGUAAUUGAGGAUAUGCCAUUGGAUGAGUUUGAGCGGCACAAGGAGGCUUUGGCUGUGAAGAAGUUGGAAAAGCCCAAGACCAUUUUCCAGCAAUUCAGCCAGUUCUAUGGCGAAAUAGCCAUGCAGACGUACCACUUUGAAAGAGAGGAGGCUGAAGUAGCAAUACUGCGUAAGAUCAGCAAGGCCGACUUUGUAGAAUACUUCAAGAAAUUUAUCGCAAAAGAUGGCGAUGAGCGACGCGUUCUGUCCGUACACAUUGUAUCCCAGCAAACCGAUGACAACGCCACGACAGAAGCGGAACCCUUGGAGAUCACAAACAUGGAGCGUCAUAAACCAAUCAGCGAUAUUGUAACUUUCAAGUCGUGCAAGGAGCUUUACCCCAUCGCUUUGCCAUUCCUUGACAUAAAGGCGAAGGGAGCGCGCAGCAAGCUUUAAACUGCAAUAAGGAUGUUGAGGUUUUUCUUAAUAGCACAUGGUUUUGGUCUCUCUUUGUUUUAAUUGCUCGGAUACAAACGUUGUUCUGUCAUUCACAAAUAUAAAAGAAUCUGAAUCAACA
This is a messenger RNA of Drosophila erecta, 3437 nucleotides long. It is a transcript of the gene Ide, whose product is annotated as insulin-degrading enzyme. The record is from RefSeq and is a predicted model, not a curated record. Gene Ontology annotation, cellular component: cytosol; mitochondrion. The transcript has 14 exons. The coding region runs from base 221 to 3316 and encodes 1031 amino acids. NCBI's taxonomy places the organism in Eukaryota, Metazoa, Arthropoda, Insecta, Diptera, Drosophilidae. Gene Ontology annotation, molecular function: metal ion binding; metalloendopeptidase activity. Gene Ontology annotation, biological process: peptide catabolic process.